Molecule: messenger RNA, 5058 nt
Organism: Jaculus jaculus (lesser Egyptian jerboa)
Lineage: Eukaryota; Metazoa; Chordata; Mammalia; Rodentia; Dipodidae
Gene: Bmp3
Product: bone morphogenetic protein 3
Exons: 3
Coding region: 107-1525 (472 amino acids)
Biological process (GO): BMP signaling pathway; SMAD protein signal transduction; osteoblast differentiation
Cellular component (GO): extracellular region
Molecular function (GO): growth factor activity; cytokine activity
Source: RefSeq, a predicted model, not a curated record
UCUGCUCCGGCCCGUGCACGGUCUCAGCGGCUGGAAGUCACCCUUCGCGUCCGUCGACGGUUCCCCGGCGACCCAAAGAACGGACGUGCGACCCCGGGACCUCGCCAUGGCUGGGGCGCGCGGGCUCCUCUAUCUGUGGCUGGGCUGCUGCUGCGUGAGUCUGGCGCCCGCAGAUGACCAGGACCCGCACCUCCCCGAGCCCGGCUCCGCAGGCGCCCGAGAGCGCGCGGCAGGUGACGACCCGACCCCCGCGCUGCCACCGCACGACAAGGUGUCGGAGCACAUGCUAUGGCUCUAUGACAGGUACAGCGGCAGUGGCAGAGUCCAGGCCACCAGGACGCCGGGCUCCCGGGAGCGGGGUUCUGCCCCUCGGCGCCCCCAGCCCCUGCGCGAGGGCAACACGGUCCGCAGCUUUAGAGCGGGAGCCGCAGGAACACUUCAAAGCAAGGGAUUGCACAUUUUCAAUCUGACUUCUCUAACCAAGUCUGAAAACAUUUUAUCAGCCACAUUGUAUUUCUGUAUUGGAGAACUAGUAAACAUGAGCCUGAGUUGUCCAGGAUGCUCCCAUCAUACUCAGAGAGAACACCUUCAGAUAGAUCUUUCUGCCUGGAUCCUCAAAUUCAAUCACAACCACAGUCAACUCCUAGGUCAUCUGUCAGUAGAUGUGGCCAAACCUUAUCAAAAUGUCAUGUCCUGGCUGUCUAAAGACAUCACUCAGCUCUUGAGGAAGGCCAAGGAGAAUGAAGAGUUCCUCAUAGGAUUUAACAUGACCUCCAAAGCACAGGAGCUGCCCCAGAGGAUGUUACUUUAUCCGGAGCCUUAUAUCUUAGUGUAUGCCAAUGAUGUUGCCAUUUCUGAGCCAGAAAGUGUGGUGUCAAGCUUACAAAGACACAGGAAUUUCCCCACAGGGACUGUACCAAAACUGGAUAGCCACAUCAGAGCUGCUCUCUCUGUUGAAAGGAGGAAGAAGCGUUCUGCUGGGAUCUUGUUACCUCUGCAGAACAAUGAGCUGCCAGGGGCAGAAUAUCAAUACAAGGAGGAUGGAGUGUGGGAGGAGAGACAGCCUUACAAGACCCUGCAGACCCAGCCACCUGAGAAGAGUAAGAACAAAAAGAAACAGAGGAAAGGAUCUCACCAGAAGAGCCAGACACUCCAGUUUGAUGAACAGACCCUGAAGAAGGCAAGAAGAAAGCAAUGGAUUGAACCUCGAAAUUGUGCCAGGAGGUACCUUAAGGUGGACUUUGCUGACAUUGGCUGGAGUGAAUGGAUUAUCUCCCCCAAGUCUUUUGAUGCUUAUUACUGCUCUGGAGCAUGUCAGUUCCCCAUGCCAAAGUCUUUGAAGCCAUCUAAUCAUGCCACCAUCCAGAGCAUAGUGAGAGCUGUGGGGGUCGUGCCUGGGAUCCCUGAACCUUGCUGUGUGCCAGAAAAGAUGUCCUCACUCAGCAUCCUAUUCUUUGAUGAAAAUAAGAAUGUAGUGCUUAAAGUAUAUCCUAACAUGACAGUAGAAUCCUGUGCUUGCAGAUAACCUGGCAAAGAACUCAUGCGAAUGCUCAAUUCAAUCAUUAGUUUGUUUCUAUGGACUUUUUUUUUUUUUGCACUGCCAAUGCAUUUUUGUCCCAAAAGAUGUUUUAUAGGCUGAAGAGGAUCAAUAAUAGAUUGAAGAUUUUCACCAAACAGAACUGUACUGUGUUUUGUUAUGAAUGUAACUAAAGGCAAGAUUUUAGUAAAUGUGUAUAUCUAUUUUCUUUAAUUUUUUUACUAACACAAGAAAAAUUGUAACACCACCUGGUUUUAGAAGUGUUGGAGAACAUACUGUUUUAUUCUUGUAAUGGGUUUUAAAAUGAAGUGGAAAACAGCAAUAGCCUGCCAUGUAUCUCAGACAUACCUAAGAACUAAAGGGAAGGAGGGUCUUGCCUUAUAUUCCUGAGCAUUCCAGCAACUGCUAAAUAAGCCAGACAACUUUGAUGUUUAUCAUCAGUAUUUCUUAAGCUUGUUAUCCUUGAUUUUUCUCCACAAGUUACUAUGAUAGUUUAGAGAGGGGGAGAGAGAGAGAGAGGGAAUGUAUGAUGUGUGUAUGUGCAAAGUGUGCCUGUAAUGUUUGUAAUGAAGUUUCCGUAAAAUGGUUCUAUAACCCAAUCUAUAAAAUAUUCUUUAUAAAAAAAUUUCAUGUUCUGACAAGCACCCAUCACUUAAGCAAAAUUUACCAGAAAUGAAAGAUUGAUGCAAGACUGCAGAAAAUUGCUACUUGAUCCAGCCAUUGAUUUGGAAAGACAGUUGUUUGCAUUUUAUUGAGUCCCAGAAAAGGUAAUCAGCAACUGGGCUUUUGAAUACCCAGACGUGAUUCCCUUUCCAUACUUCCUUUUCACAAGUAGAUUCAUUUGUUCUAAGUGGAGUUUUAAAAAUGUUUUCAGAAGUCAUUCAAAUUUUUAGUGUUUUUUUUUUAUGUUAUCCUUUUGCAUUCCUAUGAAGUUGUCAAUGGAUGGUGAGGCUUAAAAACUGGUGGAGUUCUCCAUCUAGGGCCAAAGUGUUGACUAUCCCUCUUCAGUCACAUUCUCAUCCAGGUGCUUCUCCACCUAGAUAAGGGCACUGACCACAGUUCUGUGGAGUCUAAGACUUUGUCAAAGCUCACUAAAAUUAUCCACCAGAAAAGGGAAACAAAUAUAGACACAAAUUUUCUUCCCCCCACCCAUUUUCAUUUGUCCUAAGCACCUCCUCUUAUGUUUUUGAUUGUGAAAAGUGUUUUGAAAGUUGUUCACUCUCUGUAUUCACUUGAGAGGAAGAAGUGGCACAGGCCAUGCACAGUUGUUGAUGAUGUCUCUGAGGUUAGCCCCAUCUCAGUUGAUGAUCCAGAGUAACAGCCAUUUCCUAGGCCAUGCAGUGACUAAAGACCUGGGCCCGCGAGUGUCUCUGCCUACAGCACUCUAAGGUAGUUCUGUCAUCCAUUAAGUAUUCCCUGAGCAUCUGCUUGCUGGAAAGACACUGUGUUCUCCCUAGUAAAAUCCAGAGGCUGGCCAUUUGAGCUGGACGGGCUGAGAGUCUCGGUUUCUGCAGUGGCCGUCUUCCUCAAAGAAAUGAUAACUACCGACAGAAGAACACUGCGUGUAUCUUCAUACAGCAAAUGGAGCAGCUUAUGCUUCAGCACUGGAGGGUGAGAGUGGCCCUCUGUAGUCCACGUGGUGUUUUAUUGGGCGGCUAUCACAAUAUUCAUGGAAAGGAGCUCUUUGUCCCUUUUGAAGGACACUCAUUUGUGUGAACAUGCAUCAACUCCAAAUGGCACACAUCUGGUCUGGCACAAAUUACAUGCUGACACCUAUGUGACUUGGUUUCAUCAGGUCUGUUUCUUUUCUGAUAAAGUUUCAAAGAUUCAAAACAGGAUGGGGGGGUUGGUGAAACUAUUUUUAACAAAUAUGAAUACAAAAGUGUAUCACAGUGAGCACCUGUAUCCUGGUCAUACUGGUUUUCAUCAAAGAGACUUUCUUUUGCUUAUAUUUAAUGAAUUCUUAUGAGCCCAAACCUCUGCCAGUUCUUACUAUUACUUAGCCAUUUAUAUAAACUUGGAGCAAACCCUAUUUUUUACCAGUUUAAUUCAACAGUUUCCAAACAUCCCUUAAGUAAUUUUUUUUAAAAAUCUGAGUAUCAACUAAUUAAGGAUUUAUUUUGACUAGUAAUUGAUAUAAUAAAAUUUCUACACAAUGAAAAAUGUUGAAUAGAAAUCACUGGUAGUUAUUUCUGCAUGAACUUCUAACCAGCACUUCAAUCUCUACUGAAGAAACAGCAUGUUAUGAUAUAAAUGGAAAAAGUGGCAUCUUAAACAAUAAAUGAAAAUUACUUUUCAGUAAUGAAGAGAGAAGUAAAUAGCAUUUUAAAAAUUAUUUAAAAUAGAAAAUAAGUGCCUACUUUUAAAUAGGUACAAGUGUCCAUGUAAUUUAUACCUAAGAUUUUAAGAAAUAUUUGGAUUUUAUAUGGCAUUUCUUAAUGUGUUAGGUACAGAUUUCCAUGUAAUUCAUGCAUAAGAUUUUGAGAAGUGUUUGGAUAUUGUAUUGGCAUUGAAGAGGAAGAAACAUUACAUUUUAAAUUCCCAUUUUAGAAUUCACUGAAUAACUUUUUCCUCAGAAUUUCUGUUAAGGUACUGCUAAUAUCUAUUCAAUAUUUUAAGUGUGCUUUGUAACCUGUGCAAAUAAUAUGCAAUUUACAGGAUUUGGUGUUAUAGAAUUAAACUGGAAGGCUGACUUCCUUGGAUCCCAGGAUUAUAUUAUUCCAUAUUAUUUGUACACUCACCUAGCUAUGAAUUAACUGAUGAGCAUUUAUUCAGUAAGAUAAUGUUUUACCUUAAUAUUUCUGUAUAAAACUUUGCUCAUUUAAUAUUUUCAUAGACAAUUAUGUCUAUUAUUUUCAUCAAUCUGACUUAUACAAAAUUUAUAUAAUUACACUGUUUAGUUAAUCUUUUGGCUUCCUCUUGUCUUUAUGCUACUAAAUAAACAAUGACUGGACACCCUGAAUCAAGGUUGGAUUAGAGAGGAGCUAUGCCUACCUGCAAUGUAAGGUUGAAUAAGCAAGUACAUAAGAAACCUUGUGUCUGUCUUCACUGUUAUGCUUCCUUCCUCUGAGAAUUGUAGUUUAAUGUAGAUUAUAAGACAGAAAAUGAUGCAAUUUUUUUCUAAAAGCUAAGUCUUCCUUUCAACUUUUCACACUAGUUUCUGUAAAUGUUUGAGGUGAAAGUUUAAUGCUUGUACAGUCAGGGGCAAUUUAAAUAUAUAUUAUAUAUGUAUAUGGAAAAACUUUAAAGAUGCUUUUAAUUUAUUUAAUGACUGUUGCCUUUCUAUAUUGAUAAUGAUUUUCUUUCUUACAAGGUGAGAAGAACUUCUUUAUUUACUAGUCACUAGAUACACAAUGAAAUUUGGCUCAUUAGUCAAGUCCUCAUAAAGGGUGUGUCCCAGAGAAACUGUGAAGGACACGUCACUACUGAUAUUCCAAACUUUGCUGACUUCAUAUCAUUUUCCUCCAGUAAUGAGCUCUUAUUAUGUAUUUCAAAAAUAAAAAUUGCUUAAUUGGACAUUA